Messenger RNA from Saccostrea echinata, 3310 nucleotides. Its product is annotated as receptor-type tyrosine-protein phosphatase epsilon-like. The record is from RefSeq and is a predicted model, not a curated record. NCBI's taxonomy places the organism in Eukaryota, Metazoa, Mollusca, Bivalvia, Ostreida, Ostreidae. Gene Ontology annotation, biological process: protein dephosphorylation. The coding region runs from base 1 to 3252 and encodes 1083 amino acids. Gene Ontology annotation, molecular function: protein tyrosine phosphatase activity. The transcript is spliced from 26 exons.
AUGUAUCCUGCUUCUGAUGCUGGAUUUAAUAUAGCACGGGGGAAAGCAACAUGGCAAAGCACUACGCAUGACAUAGCAUAUUCUGGUUCCGAAAAAGCUGUAGACGGAUUGAAUAAUGACCGUUCUUACCUUGGAAAGCAAUGCUGCGUGUCAGAAGGUAAACAAAGGACAGCUACUUGGUGGGUUAACCUUGGAAAUAUUCUUAGCAUAAACAACAUAAUGAUCUACUACAGGACCGAUAAUAUUCUCUGGAAUGAGAACAACCCAUACACAACACGAUUCCUGGGAUUCUCUGUAUAUAUAUCCAACACAACAGACAGAAAUGAUGGAAUAUCAUGUUUCCAUGACACAAGUUAUACUAAAUUUACCAUACCCGACCAUGUAAACAUCAGCUGUCCUAUACAUGGCCAAUUCGUAAUCUAUUAUAAUGAAAGGCUGCAAGGAGAACAUUACCCUAAUGAUUAUCAUGUUGAUGCCUUUGUUGAACUGUGCGAAGUGGAAGUCUACGGAUGCCCAGUACCUGGAUAUUACGGAUCUGAUUGUUCUCGUCCUUGUCCCCAGUCAAGCUGUCGAUAUUGUCACAUACAGUCGGGUGUCUGUGAAGGAUGUAAACCUGGGUACAAAGGACAUCAAUGUGAACAACAAUGCGAUGGUAGGAAGUACGGGGAUGGUUGCAAACUUGACUGUGGAGCCUGUCUGGGAUAUAAACAAUGUCAUCACAUAAACGGCUCAUGUCUUGAAGGCUGUGACCAUGGUUUCAAAGGAGGAUUCUGUAAAACAGCUUGCAUGGAUGGAACAUUCGGUAUUAACUGCAAACAAAACUGUAGUGUUAACUGCGGUGUACCGAACAGAUGUAAUAGAACGACUGGAGAAUGUAAAGACGGAUGUCAGAUAGGCUGGGAAGAACCUCACUGCCAAAAUAAAUGUGGUAUCAAAACGUACGGACAAAACUGUAACCAGACCUGUGGUAACUGUCGAGAUAAAGCAAAUUGUCACCAUAUUAAUGGGAAAUGUCCAGCUGGAUGCACUAAAGGAUAUAAAGACAUAUACUGUACAGCGGUGUGUUUUCCGGGAACUUUUGGCUUCGACUGCAUGAAGAACUGCAGCACAAUGUGUGUUAAUAGUACAUGUAACUCUAUCACUGGAAACUGCCCAAAAAUAUCACCACAAACAAGUGAAAAGGAUAACAUGGGUGCAGUCAUCGGAGGAAUUUUGGGUUUUGUUGUCGCAUUUGUCGUUGUUUUGAUAGUGGUUAUAGUUUUAAGAAGGCGAAGUUUAAGAAAGAAUAAUAGCGGGAAGGGGUAUACUGAUAGAGCAAUGAAUUUAAAAAUGGGGGCGCUUGAGACAGAAUUCACUAACAUUGAUUCAAAAACUGAUCCAUUAUCAAAAAGCCCUGAAAACAAGUACAUGACGUCAAAAAAUGAAAAACCUCUAAUAUCGCAGAAGAAGGGGGAUGAGGCUGAUGUCGAUGAAGAUGAGUUGAUACAUUCAGAGAAUCCUUAUGGAGAUUUUUACGCUAAUGAAACUACUAUUCGAGAUAUACCUUUAAAUCAACUUGAGUCAGUUAUUGUAGAAAAUAGAAUAAAUGAAGAUGAAGGAUUUCAGAAAGAAUAUGCAACACUACCAUAUGGGGAACAAUACAAGUGUGACGCUGGAAAGAUGGAUAAAAAUAUAGUUAAAAAUAGAUUCAAGACAACAUUUCCUUAUGAUCAUUCAAGAGUAAUACUGAAGACAGAGAGUGGAUCAGACUACAUAAACGCCAACUAUAUUGAUGGUACAGAGAGGGAUAAGCAAUAUAUUGCUGCGCAAGGGCCGAAACAGAACACAGUAAUUGAUUUCUGGACAAUGAUUUGGCAAGAACGCGUGACAACCAUUGUAAUGUUGACCAAUUUAAAGGAGGGGAUGAAGACAAAAUGCACUCAGUACUGGCCCGCUGCUAACAAACAUAUCAACUAUGGAAGCGUAUCAGUGAAAUUGACUGAUGAAAAGGUGUACGCAUUUUACAUCAUUCGAAAAUUGAGUGUGAACCAUAAAGAGACAAAUAAGUCCCGUGUUGUUACCCAGUACCAUUAUACAUCUUGGCCAGACCAUGGAACCCCAGAUCCCCUAUGCCUUGUCGUCUUCCUUGAUCAUGUGACCCGAACUAAUCAGAAAAACUCUCAAACAGUUGUACACUGCAGUGCGGGAAUCGGUAGAACGGGAACGUACAUAGCACUAGACGUCCUGAAUCAGAUAGGAAGAAAGACAGGAAAAGUUAACGUAGCGGAAUAUGUCAAGAAGAUGAGAGAAAACAGGAUGAAUAUGGUCCAAACAUACGAACAGUACAUGACCAUUUUUCUAGCUUUAAAUGAAAUAUUCAAAUCCCCAGUCAACAGCACAACUAUUGAUGAAUUUACUAAAAAGGCAGAAGCCAUGGCGACGGACAAACCAGCCAAUCAGAGUACAUUGCGAAAAGAAUUUCAGCUUUUAAUGAAAAUACGACCCACAUAUAGCGAUGCUGAUUUCAAGCUUGCGAAGGAAAGCUGUGGUGAUAUAUAUUUUAAUGGUAUACUGCCCCUGGAUAAAUACAGCGUACAUCUUUCGUCUGUUGUUCCCAAACGAGGGAACUUUAUCAACGCCAUCAUCACACCGUCAUACACCAACAAUAAAGGGUUCAUAGUGACGCAGUAUCCAACGGUAGAGGACGCUGUUGACUUCCUACGCCUGCUCAAUGAUCACGAGUCUGACAUUGUAAUAUGUAUGGAUCCACUGUUCAAAGUAGACUCGAGUAAGAUGUGGUUACCAAGUCCCUCUUCUUCUAAGACGAACCCUCCUUUCACUGUUCACUUUCAAUCAAAUUCUGAAACUGACGUCAACAUCACUAUCGUUCACAUCCUGCAGAAGAAUAGUGAAGAGGAAGCUCAUCCUGUGACAAUAAUAGAACCAAAGGUCAGUAUAAAAACAUCCGGAACUCCUCUUGACACUUCUCAACUCCGGAGUCUUGUCUCAGCUGCACUAGGUGUUGAAACAGAGAAUCCUAUCACAGUUAUAAGCAGCGACGGGGCGUCACUUUGUGGUGCAUUCUGUGCCGUUCACAACGUGAUACAGGAAAUAAACAUGGAUGACAGUGUUGAUGUCUUAACUGCUGUGAGACAUUUGCAAGUUAGAAGACCAGAAUUCUGUUCAAAUCUAGACGAAUAUCGCCUAGUGAUCAAGGCCGUGUAUGAUCAUGUUCUAAGUACUACGGAAAACAUAUACUGCAAUCAGCGAUAAAACGUGGAUUCAAAAUACCGCUCAGCGAGACAUUUAUCUUUAUCCGAGAGAAAUUCAA